AUGAAGGCUGGUAAAGUGUUGGAAGAUGUUCACGAUCGUCUCGUGGAAGAUCACUCCUCUGUAGCUGUGGCACCUAUUUCAUCUCCCAAUCUUCUUUCGCAGGACGUGGUAUCUGUGACGGAAACUCUCGACGAAACUUCCUCUAUUGAUCGGGUAAUAAGUCCAUCCCUAUCGCAAUCGUCCAAACGCACCACGACGUCGGCUGAGUUGAAGGCUACAAUGCGCUCGAAAAUACGGAAACAGGCUGAGAAAACAGUGGAGCGAAAACGCGGCUCAGUUCAAUUAGCAAAGCGUCUUCAGCGCCGUCUAACAAUUCAUCAAGAGGAAGGACCAACUGAGGGUGAACUGAAGUCGGUUGACGAACAAAUAGAGCACUCUCUCAAGGUCGGAGCACGUUUUCUGCAAGAGCAGACGUCCCUCUAUCCACCUGAUGACGUACAGUAUGCUUUCUUCGUUGAGGACUACGAUAAAGAGGAUCAACCUUCACCACCAACCGGUGGUCCUCUGUUGGACUAUCGUCGAGCAGAAAUGGUCAGCGAUGUCGAUCCCAAUCUGGUUUACUACGAGCCACGUCCGCUCGAUGUAGAAGCUAAUAACGGGCAAGUCACACUAUCCCGAAUGACACAGCGAUUGUCGGACAAGUUUUUCGCUAACGGUAAACUCCGCCGCAUCGAUGAAUCGCAGUUUGUGAAGCCCUUGAAGAUAAUCCAAACCGAGGACGCGCUGUACAGCUAUGUGAAAGCUGAGCCAUGGGGAAGCUUUCCGAUACGUGCCAGGUUGGACGUGUUUCUCGGCGACCUAGUCUUUGACAAGCAUCCACUGGCUGGUGAAGAGGACAAACGGCACGCGCGACUAGUCUCUCUCUAUGACGAGCAGUGUGAACGUAUCAAUCAAAUGACUGAUGCAUUGAUGGAUGCCGAAAACGCUCCAACAAGCGAAAACUCGUCCGCGUUUCGAGAACAUGCCAACCAGUUAUAUGGGGAACUGAGAGGUGGAGCUGAACGUUUGGCCGAAGAGUACGCUGACUUGGAGAACUGCCGAAAUCAGCAGGGUUUCGCGACGUCCCCUCUCAAAUACACUGUGGACCAAGAGGAACAUGAAAUCGGAUCUCUGCUGGGAAAGUUGACGAUGGAUGGUCCGGUAACCCCUAUAGGAGCCCUCCCAGCACCUGAACGAGCACGAAUUGAAUCGAUGAAGAAAACAUCGUGGCAAGUGAUUCUUCAUUUCAACGACAUCUUCAUAUGUAAAUCGAGAUCGGUACCAAUAGAGGGGUUCCAGCACAAAUUCGAUCAAAUCUAUAACUUGGAGGUGAGCAUCAACUUUCAAAAAUGCAAACCAGUCUGUUUUGUAAGAGUCGCUGAGGGUAACUCAUGUUUUCCUCCUUAUUCCUCUUUUGCUCAGUUCUUCAAAGAAUCAUCUCGUCUAUUUACAUGUAAAACUCACAUUCCCCCCCCCCCCCCCCGUUCACAAGGUCGUGUUCGCCCAUCCAAGAAGUCGGCGCACAUGGGCGAUUUCGCCUUUUCACUUUGGAACAUGAACUCUUACUUUUGA
Molecule: messenger RNA, 1551 nt
Organism: Cooperia oncophora
Lineage: Eukaryota; Metazoa; Nematoda; Chromadorea; Rhabditida; Trichostrongylidae
Source: the annotation of a GenBank genome assembly